This is a messenger RNA of Aaosphaeria arxii CBS 175.79, 2014 nucleotides long. RefSeq names its product para-nitrobenzyl esterase. Lineage: Eukaryota; Fungi; Ascomycota; Dothideomycetes; Pleosporales. The coding region runs from base 314 to 2014 and encodes 566 amino acids. The record is from RefSeq and is a predicted model, not a curated record. The transcript is spliced from 2 exons.
UCCACCCAUAUAUUCCAACGCGUUACGAGCACUGCUAGCAUCUCAGCAUCAAGCCGGACUGAAGUGCCUUCCAUAGUUAGCGCUUAUGGCGUUAAAACUGUUAGGCAGAACACUGCACCCUCGAAUACGCCCCCGCCCCGGCUGUUAAUAGAGUUGAGGGGCCCCACAAUCCGCAUAUGAGCCCCAUCACCAUGUGUCUGCAUCUAAGCAACAGUUCUGAACGUCUCUUUCUCCAUCAUUUUGUUGGAAAGGAAAUCUCCGAUUGGUUAUUCCACACGUUUAUGUUUCUUCACAAUUCGUUUCCAUCCCUAUCAUGUCUUCUUCAGCUCUUCUUCACCACCCCACACUCUCAGUGAAAUUACUUGGUAAACAAUUCCGUGACUCGACAACGACCCAAUAUCGUAACCUCAAGUACGCUACUGUACCUGGACGCUGGCAAGAUUCCGUACCACUGAGAAAUCUAAAGUCGCACGCUGAUCUCAAAACCGGCGUAUACAACGCCACAGCGUUCGGGCCAUCCUGUCCUCACAAACGCGGAGCACAAGCUUGGGAUGUCUCUCUCAUUGGAGAUGUCAAUCUGGAGACAGAGCCAGGUCAGGGAGUAGACGAAAAUAUGGACGAAUUCGAAUGUCUACACGUCAACGUCACGGUACCCAAAGGCCUUAAUGGAAAGGAUCCCAUACCGGUUUUCGCAUGGGUGCACGGCGGAGGAUUAAGUAUGGGGAGUAAUUCGUGGCCACAGUACGACCUGCGCCGAUUCGUCGAGAGAAGUGUGGAAAUAGGCAAACCUAUCAUCGGCGUAAGUAUAAAUUACCGUACCAAUGUUUUUGGGUUCCUGGCAAGUAAGGAUAUUACCUCCACGGGGAACUAUGGGUACAAGGAUCAGGUACUCGCGUUUCUUUGGAUCCGCGAGCACAUAGCGGGAUUUUGUGGAGAUCCAAAUAAUGUAACUGCUGCAGGGGAGUCGGCUGGUGGAAUCAGUCUAAGUACGUUGCUAUGCGCCGAAUUGGAUCCGGACAAAUCCUUAUUUGAUAGAGUCGUGAUCAUGUCGGGAGAAGUGUCAUUGAGAAAACCGAGGGGUUGGAGAUGGCAUGAAGAAAUGUACAAGGAUCAAUCGAAGUAUCUGAAUCGGGACAAAUCGAAGACUCUGGGCCAUUCCAGACUGUUGAUGGAGCUAGGUGCAGAAGAAUUGGCCCAAAGGUUACCUCUGGCGCAGCAUUUUUGCGGACUUGUAGAUGGAGUCUGGCUAAACACCGACGGGAACAUAGGUGUCUUGGGAGAUGGAAGCAAUGAAGUGCAUAAACGUCAUUGGUGCAAAGACUUCGUGGUUGGAGAUACAGCAGAUGAUGGAACCGUUCUAAAAGGCCGGAUCCUCGACAAUCCAGCAGCUUUAACACGUCUUCAGGCACUCUGUGCACAGCAUCUCUCCAAAUCAGAAAUGGCAGCAUUAUUUUCUGCUUACAAUAUCCCAACACAAUCAUCAUCAUCGUGGUCGCCACCGAAGGACUCACGGGAGCUGCCCCAGGCUCUCCGAAAUUUAGCUUCGGAGCUUCGUUUCUAUCUCCCUGCUUUAACGGUACACAGUGGCUGGAAGGCACAUCAUCCUCAUGGUCGAGUUGGGCGAUAUCACUUCCACCUACAGAAUCCAAUUAAUGGCACAUUUCAUGGCUUAUCUAGCCAUGAACUCGACGUGGCGUUCCUCCUACAAAACUUCAAUCAUUAUUUUGACGCUCAUUGCCAAAACGCGGCGAAGCAGAUGGCUGAUCAUUUCAUUGGGUUUACGAAUGGAGAAAAGUGGAGCGCUGAUGGGGGAGUUGUCGUGUUUAGUGAUUUUUCGAAGGCAAAGAAAGUCCAAGUGUUUGAAGAAGAUGAUUAUGAUGAUAUCUUCAGAUCUGGAAGAGGAAGGGUUUUGCGUGCCAUUGGAGCAGUAAAGCUGUGGCAAAUUGCGGAGGGUUGGCAAGAGGUGCGAGCGGACAUUGAAGACGAGCAUUCAAGGAAAGUUUCUCGAUUGUAG